Molecule: messenger RNA, 4516 nt
Organism: Labrus mixtus (cuckoo wrasse)
Lineage: Eukaryota; Metazoa; Chordata; Actinopteri; Labriformes; Labridae
Gene: tmcc1a
Product: transmembrane and coiled-coil domain family 1a
Exons: 5
Coding region: 603-2078 (491 amino acids)
Cellular component (GO): endomembrane system
Source: RefSeq, a predicted model, not a curated record
AAGGAUUUUAUCCCCGAUGGACUCUUUUAACACUUAACUUCUCAGUAAACUUUUCCUUCUUUUAACCCUGCAUCCAACCGGCCCUGCCAGCCAUCAUCCGAUUAACUGCCUCCGCUCUGUCAAACCCAAACCUGCUUCAGAUGGAUCCUUUGCUCCAGAGGAGUCUUUUGCUCUCCCACUGUUGAAGGCUGUCUGUGAGCGUUCUGCUCAUCCAAGCGCAUGUGUGUGUUUCAUAGGCUGUCUGCCUGUUGCUGUGUACAGUGGAGCGUGUUCAUGGGCUUUGAGGAGCGGCUGCUCUAUGAACCAACAGCACAACACUCUCUAGACUCUGCAACUAUCAAUAGUCACCGUUUAUUGCUGGAGGGACUGAGCACUCUAUAGAUUCUGGAUAGUCAAUCAAGUAUUCCAGUUCCGAAGAGUCUCUGCUUUUCUGUUUUCAAGUGGAGCCUUUGUCCAAUGGACUUUGAGCCAAUCCUAUUUUGUUUGUCCUGAGUGAUGGGUGCUCUCCCAGGGCCUCGCUCAUCCUCUCUCCCCCUGCUGUGGUCGUGUCCCGGGGGAAACCAAAAGAGAUAGACGGAUCAAACAAAAUCAAACCUGCAUGCAUGCGUCUACGUACCAUGGAGGUCAUCCUCAACCUGGUUUCAGCUGAAACCUCUUCUCUUCCCAUUCCCACCACUAUCGACCGGCUGGAGGUGAGCGGGCUUGGCCAAACACCCCUGGCUGUUUCCUGUGGGGCGGACAGUUCAUUCCCAGGAGGUGAGGAUGGCACCCCAGACCCUCAGCGGACGAAGCAGGCCAUCGCUCAGCUGCAGCAGAAAAUCCUCAAACUCACAGAGCAGAUUAAGAUCGAGCAGACCGCCAGGGAUGACAACGUUGCAGAGUACCUCAAACUGGCCAAUAAUGCUGACAAACAGCAAAGCACACGCAUCAAACAGGUUUUUGAGAAAAAAAAUCAGAAGUCUGCGCAGACCAUCCAGCAACUGCAGAGGAAACUGGAGCACUAUCACCGGAAGCUGCGGGAAGUGGAGCACAACGGCAUCCCUCGCCAGCCAAAGGAUGUUCUGCGGGACAUGCAGCAAGGCCUGAAGGAUGUGGGAGCCAAAGUCACAGGCUUCAGCGAAGGCGUGGUGGACAGCGUAAAGGGCGGACUCUCAAGCUUCUCCCAAGCCACCCACUCUGCCGCAGGGGCUGUUGUCUCCAAACCUCGCGAGAUCGCCUCGCUCAUUCGUAACAAAUUUGGCAGCGCUGAUAACAUCCCUUCGCUCAAAGACUCUCUCGAUGACCCUUCGGUCGAAGAAGCUGUGACGGGAGCUGGCGGACAUUCCCUGGGCAUUGCUGGGCAUCACCUCCAGCCCAGUCCCAAGUACGGUAGUGAGGACGACUGCUCUAGUGCUACUUCAGGCUCUGCAGGGGCCAACAGCACCACAGGGGCCCCUGGAGGUCCACCCAGUUCCAAGGGCAACACGUUAGAGAGGAGCCAGAGCUCCAGCCUGGACAUGCUUUUGCAGGAGGUGCAAGACCUGAGGGAGGGCCAGUCAAGGCUAGAGGAGAGCCUGGAUGGUUUGAAGAGCCACUAUCAGAGGGACUACUCGGUUGUUUUGCAAGCACUGCAGGAGGAACGCUUCAGGUGUGAACGUCUGGAGGAGCAGCUGAACGAUCUCACAGAACUUCACCAGAACGAGAUCCUCAACCUCAAGCAGGAGCUGGCGAGCAUGGAGGAGAAGAUCGCCUACCAGUCGUAUGAGAGGGCCAGAGAUAUCCAGGAGUCGUUGGAGGCCUGUCAGACCAGGAUUUCUAAGAUGGAGCUCCAGCAGCAGCAACAGCAGGUCGUCCAGUUGGAGGGGCUGGAAAAUGCCACGGCCAAGACCAUCCUGGGAAAACUUAUCAAUGUGCUGCUGGCCCUUAUGGCCGUCCUUCUGGUCUUUGUCUCAACUGUGGCCAACUGUGUGGUGCCCCUGAUGAAGACACGCUCGCGGUCGAUCUCCACUCUCCUCCUCAUCCUCCUGCUGGCUUUUUUGUGGAGAAACUGGGACGCUCUCUCAGGGUACACGCACCGUGCCCUGCAGCCUCCAGGAUGACUAGAUCCCAGUCAGCAUUUGUUGCUCUGAUGACCACCAUGUGUUGUAACUGUAGCUGCAGUAAUGCAGGAAGUUUGAGGAACGCGGUUUCCUGUAGGAUGGCCAUGUGGCACUGCGCUGAAAACUGGGCUGAGCACAUUCAGACACUCUGGAAUCAAGAAAAGAGGAAGACGCAGAGUGAAGUUGAGAAUGAUCGCUGUUUAGGAAGGACAAGCCUGUUUACCUUUUUGAAAAUGAACUGUUGUGUUGCUACACCUCAAAAAAAUGCAGCAUUGUACUGUUUUUAUCUUUAGAGUUUAAUCAAUUAUAAUGUUAUUAUUGCUAAUAAUAUUAUUUUUAUUUGUAAUGUUAUUUUAUUCAGUACCAUGUAGCAUUAAGCUCCUCUCACUCGACAGGGAGGGGAGACUAGUCAGGAAACUGGGUUGGCUUCCUUGUAAAGGCCCAGUCUAAUCUUAGAAACAUGAAAAUGUGAUUGUGUGGUUGAUUGCCUUUAGGAAGAGAAGUUUUACCUAGCUGUGAUUGGUAGAUUUGAACUAUGGCCGAAAACUUCCAAGAGUAAAUGGUGUGUUCCAUUUACCUCGAAUGUCGGAGCUGGAAUGACGUCACACCCGAGUUGUUUCACGUUCAGGAGCCAAGUCGGACGUCAACGUGGACGCCGCCAGGAGUACCUCUGUUGUGUUUGCUAAAUCCAGGCGAUAACGACACACUACGUCAUCAUUUGCGUGCGAUAGCAACAUGACAACAUGUCCACCGAUUGAACUUGCACGAUGAUUUUAUUCCACAAGACUACGCUGCUAAUAAAGACUUUAAUGUACAGCUUAACUUUACUGUUAAUGCACGGAGCAGCCAUGUUUGAUUUUAAACUCGACUACUGAAGUUCCUCUGCGAUUCCGAGUCAGAGUUCCAGCUUCAGAAAGCCUUCCUGAUGACUGUCUGACUGGCAACUCUCUGAAUUCCGACUUCCAAAUGGAGAUCAAGUGGAACGCACCAUGAGCCUUUUUUUUUUUUAUUUUGCUGUGAUGAAACGUUUUCAGACGGAACAUUUUGAAGGACUGGUCAUGACCUUUGUGUGUGUCAAGAUGGCUUGAGAGUUUUUGCGCUUCCUUACAAUUUCUAAUAGAAAAGUUCACAUGCUUCUAAUUAUUUCUCUUUGAGUUAAAAAAGAAACAAUUGUGUUGAGUCUGGGAGAAUAUCUGUGAAAUGCAAAGACACAAUGGGUGUUGCACACCACGUAAACACACAGCAAACAUCUGGUUGCUCCUAAGCAUCUGCCAACAAUGUUUUAUGUAAUUUAUUUAGAAAAUGACACAGAAACUGACUCUGCUUUAAAAGCAACCACAAAAGGCUGUUGUCCAAGUAAGAUCAAUUUGUCAGGAUAAUCGCCCCCCUGCCAUAUUUGAUGAGAUCUGGUUAGUAGGGAGAGAACUCUGGUGCUCAUCCAGCUCCUCUCAGUUGGAUUAGGAGUUCUGCUGCUUCAUAUCUACAGUGCUACUCGGCUCCACUGCCAUACCGUUUAAAUGCACACUGCCUAUAUGCGAUACUUUACUCCACAUCAGACUUUCUCCCUGCAAACAAUCUCUAUAGCUGUCCUUUCUUUUCUAUAGAUACACUAUCCCAUGGUGUAAUCACCCAGUGCCAAACCUUAGUCUACCGAGGGAUGCCUGAGCACCCAAAGGGUCCAAGGUCCAGAUUUUGCUUUUAACCAAUAUGUCAUGAAUGUCUUGCCUAGAUGUCAAGGAUGUGUCCUUUUUUUUUUUUUUUUUUUUAGAUGGACUAACUUUUCCAAGGGGAAAUCUAGUCGAGUAUCCACAAUGUGAAAAUGAAAUUGACUCCACAUCAGUGUCUCUGCACCUUGGCCCCCCAAGUACAGUUCCCUGGCUCAGCAUCCGGUCUUUCUUAAAAUAUCUAUCUGUCUCUCUCUUUUUUAUCUCAUCUUGUCACGGACACAACAAGAUGACCUAGCACAUUUCACAGUUCAUCAUGCAUUUUUCAAGCUGAGAGACUGAUUACCUAACUGAUAGUGAGAUCAUUUGAACUGUACAGCUGCACUUUAGCACACGGCUAGAUAACACAAAGGUCAGGCUGACGCUAGAGAAACCUUUGAUUGAGACUUCAAAGGUUGUCAAUCUUGGGACAGUAGUCAGUGCAAUAAGAGUUUAUUCUGGUUAUGAAUAAUGGACCCUCUGGUUGUCUUAAGAUAGAUCCCAACAGUUAGUUCAUUUUUAUGUUAAAAAAAACAUGAUUUAUCUUAAGUUGAACAUGCAUUCUAAAAAAUGAGUAGAUUUAAUUAUUACAAAAAAUGUUUUUAGAGUGGGCUGACCUUUGACCUCAGCCUGACCUUGCUGUAACACCAAUGAUGUAGGGUUGCGUGCUAAACCACUCCAGUGCCUUCUAAUGUCAUUUUCUAAGUGUGGGAUAAAUAAAGUGCAUUCCUGACU